CUUUUAAAUCAAAUCCCGAUAAUUGACUGCUUUUUGCCUUGAUGUGGCUGCUGAAAUAAAAUCACUUUUGAAAAAGAGUAAAAAAAAUUGUAUUCUUUAAUCUACACAAUGGCAAAAAGUUUAAGAUCACAAGCAAAGAAGAGAACAAGAGCUAUUAAAAGAGAAAAGAUAUUCAAGCCAGUAGAAGAGGCUCGUCUUCAACGUUUAGCAGAGGCACAAGCUGAAGCAGCUAAUAAACCUAAAGUUGGAGACCAAAUGGAAGAAGAGAAAGUACAAGAAGAAAGUCAACCUGCUGAACAAAUGAUGGAAGUAGAAGAGGAACCAAAGAAGAAGAUUUCAACAAGUGGUCCUCGUAGUAAAAGACAUGCUAGAAAAUUAGCUGAUAAGAAGAAGAAGAAGAAGAAGAACCCCUCUCUCAAGUUUUAG
Rhizopus microsporus ATCC 52813 is the source of this 426-nucleotide messenger RNA. RefSeq lists its product as uncharacterized. Lineage: Eukaryota; Fungi; Mucoromycota; Mucoromycetes; Mucorales; Rhizopodaceae. Gene Ontology annotation, cellular component: preribosome, large subunit precursor. The coding region runs from base 109 to 426 and encodes 105 amino acids. The transcript is spliced from 2 exons. The record is from RefSeq and is a predicted model, not a curated record.